GCUUCCCUUCUCCGUAUCGAACAAAAAGAAGGGGGGGAGGAAGACGAAGAUGUCAUGGCUGGCGAGGUCUUUCGUGAGUUCGCUGAGCUCCGAUAAUGGCGACGGCGACGAUGAGGAGAAGAGAAAGGAGAAGUCUGAUAGAUCGUCCCGAGCGUCGCCGUCCAAAGAAGCGGAAUCCGACGAGGACCGCCCCAUGGAGCCCGGAACCCCGACGAAGGGCGUGAAAGAGGACCUCUCCGAGCUCACCAAAACCCUAACCCGCCAAUUCUGGGGCGUAGCCUCCUUCCUUGCCCCGCCGCCGGCUUCGCCGAACCCCAACCCUCCGGAUACGGAUUCCUCGCCCUCCGAUCGUGGCCGGAGUUCCGAUUCCUCCGAUCCGGCGGCCUCCGAGUACUCUGGUGAGGCUGCGGCAGCGGAGUCGCCAAGAAUCGCUGGAAUCCGGAGCGAUUUCGCCGAGAUCAGCGGGAAGUUCAGGAGCGGGAUCUCGUUGCUGUCUUCUACCAAAGCAGUGUCGGAGAUCUCCAAGAUUGCGUCUACUUUUCUGCCGUUUGGAGCUGAGGAUGAAGAGGAGCAGGGAGAGGACGAGGAGGAAGAGAAUUUGGAGGUCGGCGCUGUGGGUAUCACUGAGGAGGUCUUGGCAUUUGCGAGGAAUAUCUCGAUGCAUCCGGAGACGUGGUUGGAUUUCCCAUUGUUUCAUGAUGACGAGGGUUCUGAUGAUUUUGAAAUGUCAGAUGCUCAACAAGAACAUGCAUUGGCCAUUGAACGCCUUGCACCCAGAUUAGCUGCUUUGAGGAUCGAGCUUUGCCCAAGUCAUAUGAAUGAAGGGUGCUUUUGGAAAAUCUAUUUUGUACUUCUGCAUUCGAGACUCAAUAAACAUGAUGCUGAACUUUUGUCAACACCUCAGAUCAUGGAAGCCAGAGCAAUGUUGUUACAGGAUCUACAGAAUCGGACUAAGCCUGGACCUGAGAGGUCCGGAAGGGAGACAUCAUAUAAGAAAGAAGAUGCCACUUCAGUUCCAAUUGAAGACAAUGUCAUAGGACCAUCAAAAAUAAUCAGCGAAACUGCACCAUCCAAAGCACCCUUAUUUGGAGAAACCACUUCCGAUCCCUUGGCAGAUGUCGAGACUGAAAAGCACCCUGUUCAAACAACUGAGGUGAAAAUUGUUGACAAGUCUGUCAUUGAAGAACAGCCACCUGUGCAAGGUAAGACGAAGGAUUUGCCUUGUGAGACAUCAAAAGUCUCUUUUGAGAAGGAUGAGGAGGAUGGUGAUGACUGGUUGGAAGAGGAUACUGGUGAAAUGGGCGGCACAGGAGGUGCUGCUACCAUCCCAUUAGGACAUGAGGAAGAUGUAUCAUUCAGUGAUCUGGAGGAUGAUGAUGAUCGAGGCAUUCUAUCAAGCUCCAAGACCCUGGAUGCAAAUGAUUCUCAAACUAAAGACUCUACAGGUUGGGUUCAGCUAGGCUCUCGGGGCUCUUCAAAGAGUGAUCGCUCCACUAGCCUGCAAACCAAGGAAUCCAAUGAUUGGCUAGAUGUUGAAGAUAUUGAUGUGGAAUAAUGGAUUGUCGUAUCUUUGGAGUAUGUGUUGUCAGGUAUGGGCUUCUAUGGCUAUUAAAUCUCCAUGUUUUAUUUAUUAUUGUGUCGUAAUGUGGUUAUGACCGACGUUCUGUAUAUAAAGGCCGUUAUGGGGUAUUGUGGAUCUUUCCGCUGCAAAUUGCAUAUAGUUUUCAGUCUCUCUCAUGUUUCUUUUGUCAUAAUUGGUGAUCUCAUUUAGUUCAAAUAAAAUGUAGGUUCAUAUCGAUCU
Molecule: messenger RNA, 1801 nt
Organism: Elaeis guineensis (African oil palm)
Lineage: Eukaryota; Viridiplantae; Streptophyta; Magnoliopsida; Arecales; Arecaceae
Source: RefSeq, a predicted model, not a curated record